AGGAGUUGGCCCGUUUCCUUUGUAGAAGAUUCCAAAAUAGCGGACAUCGAAAGCCAUCACAUCGGUAAAAAAUGAAAAUGGGGAACCCAGAGGUUCCUAGCUUUACUGUGGAUUCCACAGAAACCACUAUCACGUUCGCCAGCCCGAAAUCCCGUGAAGACUCCUUUGAGUUUAUAGCCCAGGCAAUCAGAGGAAAAAACCACAACACAAGCAGAAUCGUUUUGAUAUGUCAGCAAAUUUUAGAGGCCAAGCAUCUGAAAUCGGAGCUCGCCAGUCGCAAUGUCAACACGUUACUUCUGUCAGCGGAUGACCCGAUACCCGGCCAAAUGUUAGUUCUCUGGACCAAGGGGUACAUUCAACAAGCAUUGAUUCUUUGCGAUGACAUGCUUCACUUGCUCGCAAAGAUCGAUGUGACUUUCGUGAUCCAUACAACGCUUCCGCCCUCGAAGGAGUUCUUGGAACGUUUGGAGCUGUUGAAGAAGUCGCAAAUCGAAGUGGACAUGCUGGCUAUAAUUUGCCACAGCGAGGAAAACUUGAAAUCCGGCAGUAAUAAAACGAAGCCUUGGCCAGAAAUCGAAGAUAUCCAAAAAAGAUGCUUAGACGAGGGUCCUCAGAACUUGGGUUUCCCAAUGGAAAUUAGGGAUAACACCUUGUCUUCCUUUCUUAAACUGGAAGAAUCGGCUUUACAUUGCCAAGUCACCGAUCCUAAAAUUGCACCUACGGAUCUAUAUGGCACUGAAGAAACCGCCUCGACGGACUCCUUCAAGACUGCCAAACAGUUCCACCCGCUGGCCGGGUCAGAGGACGCUCCUGCGGUGGGGCCCAAGUCCAAUACCCGGAGUGAGUACGGCGUGCUGGCCUGCAGUCGCCACCCGAUCUUCUCCUGCUACGACCUGGGCGGCGUGCCCGCCAUAAGCGCACCCAUCGCGGCGGCCACGCGCCGUCUGGGCAUCGGUGCCUCCCGAGCCAAGGGCGUCCAGAGGUUCGCCUGGCCACACGUCUCCGCAGGCAAGUCCGUGAUCGUCGUGGGCAACUCGAAGAUCGGCAAGACCUGGUGCUAUCUGCCCACGAUGUGCCAGUGCAGCUAUGAGGAGCUGCAGCGGCGGCCCACGCUCGGCUGCGGACCCACCAGCAUUCUGCUGUGUCCCAACGAGGAGCACGGUGCCAAGAUCCACCACUGGGCGGAGCAGCUCUUAGCUCCGCUGCGAGGGGAGGUGGCUUUGGAGGGCGUGGUCGCUCUCUGGGAGAAGGGCUGCGUGAGGGACGCCGCCAACCGGCUUGGCCAGCCCGUCGGAGUUCUGCUGACUACCGUGGACCUGAUGCUCCAGCUGCUGGCCCUCCACUCAAGUCAGUCACCCCUUUUCGACGCCCGCGCUGUGAAGCACAUAGCCUUGGAGAACUUGAGCGAACUGGUCUGCCUGCAGCCGGUCGAGACCACGAAGCUGCUCAGGAAGCUGUCCGAGUUCUUCGAGUUCGGCCCGGGAAAGUGCCAACUCCACGUCUCCGGUCGAAGCUGGCAGGAGGAGUCGGUGAUGCAGCCCAUCCUUUCGCUGGUACCCGAUGUCCUGGUACUCUUCGAGGACGCCCUGGAAGCCAGUUUCCACCGCGACGUCAAGCUCGACUUCGAGCUGGUUCUGGAGAACCAGAAGUUCGACCGCCUGGUGGGGAUGGUCGCGAACAGAGACCUCGCCACGGAGCGGGUCGUGGUGGUCUGCCAGAGUCCACGCGAGGUACGCGAUCUGCACAAGAAGCUGGCCCAGAAGCAAGUGGCGGCCCUGCCCUGCUACUCGGAAGUGGGCUUCCCCAUGGUCACCCGGUGGCGAGUAGAGUCCAUGGCGCUUCCGCUCCUGGUCGUGGACGAAGUGAUGCCCAAACUGAAUUGCGGCCCCAUCGACCUGCUUAUCCACUACAGCUUAGCCACCAGUUGGCUGCUGUUGAAGAAGCGCUUCACUCUGUUCUUCGAGAACUUCCGACUUCCGCCCCCCAGACGUCGUGGGCACUCCGUAAUCUUCCUCCUGGAGAACUGUGGGGAAGGCGUUUGGCAGCUCUGCGACUUUCUGUUGAAGCACGGGCUACCGCGGCCCGCCCCGCUGCUGGACAUUCUCUCCCAGCGCCACCUGGUGCAGCAGCUCCAACCGGAGCCGCUGAUGCUCUGCAACCAGCUGACCGCCCACGGGGAUUGCCUGAGGUACCUAUGCCGCUACCGCCACUGGAUGUGGCGGGAGGAGGUGCGCCCACCGGAUCACUACCCCACCAGCGGCGAGAUUCGGUUUACGGUCCUGACUUGUAACAGUCCCGCUCAUCUGUCAGUGCGUCUGAACAAGGACUUCCCCACGGUGGCCUUCUUCAACGGCGUCCCGAUGAGCCAACUGGGAGCUCAGCUGCAGCGUCACUACGGACUCGAGGUGAACCGGCACAGGCACCCGAACCCAAACCCCGGGGAGAAGGCGGUGGUCAGGAACAUGAACCGAUACGACCGGGUGGCAAUUUUGAAGGCGAUUGGCGAUGGACGGGUCGCUGUGCGACUGCUGGACUCGUCCACCGAUACUCUCGUCUACAAUGCUAGCCAGGUUUACAUCUGCGAGAAGAUCUUUCAGAAUCAACCCAGCGAGGCGAUGGAAGUUCGGAUUGCAGGCCUCGAGUCCGGCAGCCUGGAUCGCUUCUGGCCCGAGGACUUGCGCAACGCAGUGCGCACCCAGUUCUUCAGGCGGGAUUCGCAGAUUAUGUGCCGUCGUGAGUACCAUGCCCAAGUGCAGGCCACCAUCCACGCGACCAUCUUCGUGGACAACGUGUACGACGACAAGGGCGACGACCUGCGCGGCUUUGUGGUGAAACGCUUCAGCGCCCACCAGGAAGCGCGAUGCUUGGACAAGCUAAGGCAGAUGGUCCAGAGCUCUAGGCCAACCGCAAAAGCAGCCAACUCAGCUAAGAAAGACUGAGAAAUCUUUUUUCACUUUUAAUAUUUUACUUUUAGUUUUAUUUCGAAACGCGUAUUCUACUUGAAACUGCAUUGAUUCGUUUCUGAUACCAAGACGAAUAUAAUAGAAGUAUAAGUAUUGCUUAUUUUAAGCAGACUUAAAUUGGAUCUUAAAAGCGUGUUCAUAAAAUAAAGAGCCUUAACCGGAGUGGUUAGCUUACGGAUAUCAAGAGACAAGGUGAUCUAUGUCUUCAUAGAUCGCUGGCCUGCUGGCCACACGGACAAUCGAUAUUAA
Messenger RNA from Drosophila ficusphila, 3212 nucleotides. It is a transcript of the gene fs(1)Yb, whose product is annotated as putative ATP-dependent RNA helicase SoYb. The transcript has 4 exons. The coding region runs from base 72 to 2939 and encodes 955 amino acids. The record is from RefSeq and is a predicted model, not a curated record. Gene Ontology annotation, biological process: transposable element silencing; germ-line stem cell division. NCBI's taxonomy places the organism in Eukaryota, Metazoa, Arthropoda, Insecta, Diptera, Drosophilidae.